This is a messenger RNA of Guyanagaster necrorhizus, 2797 nucleotides long. RefSeq lists its product as uncharacterized. NCBI's taxonomy places the organism in Eukaryota, Fungi, Basidiomycota, Agaricomycetes, Agaricales, Physalacriaceae. The coding region runs from base 31 to 2526 and encodes 831 amino acids. The record is from RefSeq and is a predicted model, not a curated record. The transcript is spliced from 6 exons.
CUUCGAAACAAUCGUUCACGGCUUCAAGUUAUGGCUCGUUUCCGUGCAUACUCCAGUGAUGACGACUCUAGUAGUGACGACGGAUCUGAUACUGCGCCGAUAAAUCUCAAGGCUGCGCAAUCUUUUACUGCCCUUUCGGACGACGACAUGGAUGAUGAGGAAGAGGAGGAAGAAGAGGAGGAGGAGGAGGAGGAAGAGGCAGACGACGAUGACGAUAAAGGAUCGACGAGCUCGGGAUCUUCAGAGAUGCGAGAAGAGGAUCUUUUUCCGCCGCGGCGACGGAAAGAGGCGCUAGUCGAAGACGAGGAUGGUGAAUACCAGCAGGUCAGAGACGACGGCCUGCCACUCCCAACGGUGUCCUCAAGACUGGGCCUUGACGCGCAACGGAUACAUGUCAUGCAAACCUCUUUUUUUCGCGUGCCAGAAGAAGCAGAGAAUAUCCGUGCAAUGAUGCAGGACGUUCCACAGCCGGCUCUACGCGCACAGAAUACUCUAAAUCGGAAACAUAGCCGUGAUUCUGACGGUGAAGGGCUGAGAUUCGAGUCCAGAGAGCGCGCUUCUUUCGCGCACGAUAUCGAACCGCCAGCUUACCGCCCGUCGCGAAAAUAUGCAAGAGUCGAGAGUUCAGCGUCGGUCUUUGAUGGCCAUGAGGAUGCCUCAGUGGAUGCGGGACUGGCAUUCGGGCGCUCGUUUCGAGUGGGUUGGGGUCCUGGUGGCACAUUGGUUCAUCUGGGCAGCCUUGCUGGACCAGCUUCCACAUCAAAAUCUACUUCAAACUCCUCAACAAUACACAAAACUCGAGUUCCGUUCUUUUCCAAACCUGCCUCUCCGCAUUCCUUAUCUUCCUAUGACCUGAGUACUAAACUCUUGCAACACCAUCUAUCUCAUUCGCCUAUAGCCCCAGAUGAUGCUGGUAUACCAUUUGCCGACCCUACAUCCCCGAAUCUGCAUUUCGCCUCAUUCGCGUCUCUCUUCCCAACGACAGAUCAUUCUUACGAAGCCACGCUCUUCCGGUUAGGCCAGGCUCUAUUUGACCUCCUGGACCUUCGGCUUGGGUCCGAUAUCACCGUCGAUAUCAAAAACCGCGUUUCGGCACUGGCACGGAAAGCUGCUCUGACCGCAUGGCUGGAGCACACUGUGGCACCCACAGUCGACUCUGAAUUACGCGUCCCGGGAACAAGCGCUACCGCACGUGUAUGGACGUUAUUGACAGGAAACCAAGUCGAAAAAGCAUGUGAGGCGGCAAUGGACGCUGGUUAUGUCAAGCUUGCAACACUCGUGUCGCAAGCCGGCGGAGAAUUCGAAUUCCGUGAGGAUGUGAAGGAGCAGAUUGAGCUGUGGCGGACAGAGCACGUCGAUGUACACAUUGAUGAAUACAUCAAACGAGUGUACGGAUUGCUGGCGGGAUUAGCAGAUGUAAAGAAUUUGGAUUGGAAACGCGUCUUUGGGAUGCACCUGUGGUUCAAUGAACCGAUAGAUGCACCCAUUGGGGAAGUAUUCCGGGCAUUUGAACGUUCUGUCACCUCGUUGCCGAUGACCAAGGAUGGUCGUCCGGAUGGUCUGUUUUCGAUCUUAAGAUUGUUCGCGGAUCCCGCAUGUUCGCUGACGCGAGUGUUGGAUCCAGCGUCGUUUGGGUCGUCCCGGAUCGAUUACACACUUCCUUGGCAUUUGUAUAUCAUCCUGUCACGGUGUAUGCGUGUCAGAGACUUUUCGGAUCGAGGUGAUCCUGGUGGAUGGCAUAACGAGGAUACAGAGGCGGAAGAGGAAGUCCGGGUAGAUGGACAUAGUCCUACAGCGGAUUUAGUGACGAGCAUGUACGCGGGCCAGCUUGAACAGAUCGGGCUUGUACAGGAAGCUGCAUUUGUUUUGUUACAUAUUGAAGGGUCUGCCGGCCGGGAAAAGGCCAUCAAAGACCUGUUGGCACGGUCUGCUCACUUACUGGAUGACUGGAUGGUCCGUGGCUUGGUGGGGAGUUUGAAACUGCCUAUGGUCUGGGUGCAAGAGGCACAGGCAAUCUACGCCCUCCAUCAAAACUCGCCGUUCGAAGCCUAUGAACUGUAUCUUUCGGCCAGGCUGUACAACCCAGCACAUGAUAUUGCCGUGGCAGAGCUCGCACCCGAGGCUGUUGUAAGGAAAGACUUGGAACUCCUCAAGACCAUGUUUGGGCGGUUCCGUGGCCAUGCUGUCGAUGGCUGGAGCAUCCGAGGAAAGCUAUUCGUCGACUAUGCAAACGUUCUUACACGGUUACCAGAAUUGUAUGACGAUGAAAGCACGAGUGCGGAGAAGACUGAGGAGAUUGAGACGUUGACGCGUACCGGAGCAAGGCUAGUCGGACUCCUGCCAGAUGCGCUGGACGGGCGGAACAAAGAGGCCUUGACAAUAAUGCUGGAUGCAUUGGUGAAGGUGGUAGACAGGGAGAAACCGGGUGCCAUAACUCAACUCCACCAUAUUGAUGGGACUACUCGAAUCCAGCAUAUACGCGCGACUGGCGUGAAAAGGUUUUUGAAAAGCAUACAAGUUAAUUAGGUUGGAUAUCCUCGGUGAUUUUAUUCCCUUUUGUCUAGUAAUUUAUCAAUCAUAGUGUAAUCACUUUUUGCCCGUUAUGAUGAAUUACGCAGGCGCACCGACCUCGCGCAUGGGGUAUACGGUGGACAAAGGGCGAUAAGAAAUAUAUACAUCCAUCCAAACAUUUUCGCCCUUUCAUGCAGCAGCGGCAACGAAUACGUAUCGGCAGACCAUGGAAGGCUUGUUUUUUUCCGAUAUAAAUACAAUGAUAUGUGUACUCUAGAAUAUAUGG